UGUCCUCGAAGGUGCUUGCUUCCCUUCAGUCGCUAAAACCCUAAAGCCCUAGCAACUCUCUCCCUCCUCUCUCCCUCUCGGUUCACUGGAAUGGCUUCGAAGGAUCUGAAAUUGCAAAAACCGAAGAAGAGGAAGGAUAGCGAAGGUUCUACGAAACUCGAUGUUCAACAUACGAAGAAAGCGAAGCUGGUUUCUACAAAUCCGGCGAAGCAACAGAAGAAGUUUCAGAAGCCAAAACUAGGGCAACAAACGGGUAAAUCGAAAUUCAUCAAUUCCGAAUCUGGAGGAGACAAAGAUAAGAAUGUUUCCCUGUCUAAGAAGGAGGGCCGCCAACGCGCUAAGGAACUAGCUGAAGCUAGAAAGAAGAAGCGGAAGCGGCAUUACAAUCUCGAGCAAGAGCUUGCAUCUCUGUGGGAAAAGAUGAGACGCCGAGACAUUGGCAAGGAAGAGAGAUCAAAGUUGAUAUCAGAAGCUGUCCAAAAGAUGAAAGGAAAGAUUCCGGAUAUUGCAGGCUCGCAUGUUUCAUCCCGUGUUCUCCAGACUUGUGUAAAAUACUGCUCACAAGCCGAAAGGGAAGCUGUUUUCACGGAACUUCAGCCGCACCUUCUUAGCCUGGCAUCUAAUACUUAUGCUGUUCACUUAUUAAAGAAGAUGCUUGAUAACGCAUCUAAGCAGCAGCUGGCGGUUUGCAUCUCCAGCCUCAGGGGACAUGUCGCUCCUCUGCUCCGACACAUGGUGGGAUCUGUCGUCGUCGAGUAUGCAUAUCAGCUGGGAAAUGCAGCACAAAAACAAGAGCUUCUUGCGGAGUUGUAUUCUGCAGAGCUUCAGUUGUUCAAGGGCUUGACGUCAAUGACAGAGAAAAGGGUGGUAGACAUUAUCACUAAGCUCGGCCUACAAAAGGGUGCUGUUAUAAGACACAUGAUUACCAUUAUCCAACCGAUUCUCGAGAAGGGAAUUGUUGACCACUCUAUCAUACACAAACUAUUGAUUGAAUACUUGACAAUAGCUGACAAGACAUCUGCUGCAGAUGUGAUUCAGCAAUUGUCAGGUCCCCAUCUUGUCCGUAUGAUUCAUACCCGUGAUGGUUCUAGGCUUGCGAUGCUCUGUAUCAAGCAUGGAAGUGCUAAGGAGAGAAAGAAGAUUAUCAAAGGAAUGAAAGGCCAUGUGGAGAAGAUAGCUCAUGAUCAGUAUGGGAGUUUGGUUCUAGCAUGUGUUUUAUCGACAGUUGAUGACACGAAGCUUGUGUCGAAGAUUAUUGUUCGUGAGCUUCAAGCUACCUUAAAGGAUCUUGUUAUUGAAAAGAAUGGAAGGCGACCACUAUUGCAGCUGCUGCAUCCAAAUUAUUCACGUUAUCUCAGUCCUGAUGAACUGGCUUCUUUUGAUCUGUCUGUUCCAUCAUUAUGCAUGACGGAUAAGUCAGAAACAACCUCUCAAACAAAAGAGGCAGAUGGUAAAGAAUCUUGUGGGGAGAAAGGUGAACAAGAAGAUAAAGUAACUGAACAUGAUGAAGGUUCGGAUGCCGAAGAAAACAUUGGAGUUGCGGGUGGUAAAAAAGAUCCACUUUUGAGAAGGCAAGAACUGCUUGUCAAAAGCGGGCUUGCUGAGAGCCUAGUCCAAGUGUGUAUUGAGAACGCUGAAGAAUUGCUCAAGUCGAACUUCGGCAAAGAGAUCAUGUAUGAGGUAGUAACAGGAGGCUCUGACGGAAUUCUUCGCCCGUCUCUGGACGAGAAACUGAACUCGUUGAACGAAGCUAUCGCAUAUGUUGCAGCAAACCCGAAACACGAGCCGGAGGAGUCGGAGCAUGUACUGGAAAACUUCCACUCGAGCCGCACCAUAAGACGCCUCGUCUUGGACUGCCCUCUUUUCGCCUCCGCUCUCUUCAACAAGGCUUUGUCAGGAAAAUCUCGGCCAUGGGCUCAAGGACACAGUGCCAAGGUGAUUUCAGCGUUCUUGGAGACGAAGGAUCCUCAAGUCCGUGAGAUGGCUAAAGAAGAGCUUCAACCUCUGGUCGAUGAAGGCCUUCUCAGCAUCCCUCAAACCAAAAAUCCCUGAAAACGACGGCUAAUCCCUUUUUGUUAUAUUACAUGUAGCAUUCUCUCAAAUUCAUGUUCCAUUUUGCUAUUUAAUCCACAAAUUUUCAUCAUUGAUUAAUUAA
Molecule: messenger RNA, 2155 nt
Organism: Tarenaya hassleriana
Lineage: Eukaryota; Viridiplantae; Streptophyta; Magnoliopsida; Brassicales; Cleomaceae
Product: pumilio homolog 24
Exons: 17
Coding region: 91-2052 (653 amino acids)
Biological process (GO): regulation of translation
Cellular component (GO): nucleolus
Molecular function (GO): mRNA binding
Source: RefSeq, a predicted model, not a curated record